Messenger RNA from Hypanus sabinus (Atlantic stingray), 1848 nucleotides. It is a transcript of the gene hsdl2, whose product is annotated as hydroxysteroid dehydrogenase like 2. Bases 131 to 1384 code for a protein of 417 amino acids. The record is from RefSeq and is a predicted model, not a curated record. The transcript is spliced from 11 exons. Gene Ontology annotation, cellular component: mitochondrion. Lineage: Eukaryota; Metazoa; Chordata; Chondrichthyes; Myliobatiformes; Dasyatidae.
GCAAAAAGUGGAGCAAAGGGCGCAGUGAUCAAAGAGUGAUACAUUGAUUAGUCUUUGCGACCUCCCAUCGUCACUCUGACGAUUUGCGACUAGGCCGUUUUUCAUAUUGCGUUACUGCACUAUUCUGAAAAUGUUACAAAACACCGGGAAACUUGCAGGUCGCACACUUUUCAUUACCGGCGCCAGUCGUGGUAUUGGGAAAGCAAUUGCUUUGAAAGCAGCUAAAGAUGGUGCCAAUAUUGUGAUUGCCGCUAAAACUGCAGAAAUGCACCCCAAAUUACCAGGCACGAUAUAUACAGCAGCAGCAGAAAUUGAAGCUGUCGGAGGCAAGGCUUUACCAUGUCUGGUUGAUGUGCGAGAUGAGCAGCAAAUCAGCGAGGCAGUCCUGAAUGCAGUGAAGACAUUUGGAGGCAUAGAUAUUUUGAUAAAUAAUGCCAGUGCCAUAAAUCUGACUGGUACACUCGAGACACCAAUGAAGAAAGUGGACCUCAUGAUGAAUAUCAACAGCAGGGGUGCCUACCUAACGUCCAAAUUGUGCAUUCCUUAUCUGAAAAAGAGUGAAAAUGGGCACAUUCUGAACUUGAGUCCUCCUCUCAACAUGAAUCCGGUAUGGUUCAAGAAUCACUGUGCGUACACCAUGGCUAAAUAUGGGAUGUCGAUGUGUGUUCUGGGUAUGGCCGAGGAAUUCAAGGGAGAAAUUGCAGUUAAUGCUUUAUGGCCAAAAACCGCCAUUCACACAGCUGCGAUGGACAUGCUGGGAGGACCUGGUGUGAGCAAACAGUGCAGGAAGCCUGAGAUAAUAGCUGAUGCUGCCUAUGCCAUUUUCUGCAGGCCAAAGUCAUUUACUGGGAACUUUAUAAUUGAUGAAGAAUUUCUCAAAGGAGAAGGAAUAAGCGACUUCAGUGUCUAUGCAGUUGAACCAGGCCAUCCACUAUUACCUGAUUUCUUUUUGGAUGAGGAUCCUGAAAAUUUGAGCAAGAAGAUGCAAGAAUUUGGUGGAACUCCUGCGUUUGAAGCUGGAAAGCAGCAAGUUUCAGCAACAUCUAAAGGACCUGUUGCUGAUACUUUCAGGACUAUUGAGGGAGCACUCACUGCUGAUGUGGUAAAAUCCACAGGAGGGGUUUAUCAGUUUGAAUUAUCAGGUGAUCAUCCAGGAACCUGGUACAUUGAUCUGAAAAAUGAAAGUGGCUGUGCUGGCGAAGGAAGCUUCCCAGGAAAAGUGGAUGUACAGAUGAGUAUGAGCAGUGAGGACUUUGUAAAAAUGUUUUCAGGUAAAAUGAAACCAACCCUGGCAUUCAUGUCUGGCAAACUGAAGAUCAAAGGGGACAUGGCUCUUGCUAUCAAACUGGAAAAGCUGUUGGCCCAGCUCAAGUCCAAGCUUUAACCUCUGAUCAAAACAGCUAUCAGUUUCUUCACUUGCCAGUACACAAUGUUGAUUUAUGACUUCAUGAUUGAACAUAACCACUUGACCAGCUAAUUUAACUUUACGUACAUUUGACACCAAACUUUUUGCCUUUAAUUUGUAUUUUUACAGUAAAAUGAGGAAAAUGGAAUUCAUAAAUGAAUUUGUUCUUGUUACUGAAACAAUCUCAAUUGAGUAUUUAAUUAACUGUGUACAACUUGACCUUGUACCUGAUUAUUAUGUAGGUUGGCUAGAAUGAUCAGAGUUAUUGUGGUUGUUUAAAGUGGGUGCAUACUUUUGUUAAUCUGGUCAGUAGAUUUGAACUCAUUGUUACUUUAAUAACUUGAGGGGGAUCUCCAAUGUAUUUUUUAAUAAUCUCACUUUCCCCUCCAUUUUAUGAACUGUUACUGUAAAUAUUGAUACAAUAUCAAAUUAUUUCCACAUAA